CUUCUUCCUGGCGGGUGGGGUGCGGCCAUGGAGGGUGAUCCUCCACCGGUGGAGGAACGGCGGCGGCUGCAGGAGGAGCUGUCCGAGUUCGUGGAAAGCUGCUGUCGGAGGCUGGAGGAGGUGACCGCGUCCCUGGGCUGGAGUCUGGAUCGGAUGGAUCCCGGGAAGGAGGUCGCGGCAGAGGAUGAAGUUGUGAUAUGCCCUUAUGAUACCAAUCAUCACAUGCCUAAAUCUUCUUUAGCAAAACACAUGGUAUCGUGUAGGUUGAGGAAACUGGGCUACACGAGAGAAGAAGAGGAUGAAAUGUAUAAUUCUGAAUUUUUCUAUGAGAAUGUAAAGAUACCGUCAAUCACUUUGAAUAAGGACUCACAAUUCCAGAUAAUUAAACAAGCUAGAACUGCAGUUGGAAAAGAUGGUGAUUCUUAUAAUCAAAGGAUUUAUUCUUCACUACCUGUUGAAGUUCCUCUGAAUCACAAACGAUUUGUUUGUGAUCUGACCCAAGCUGAUCGUCUUGCCCUCUAUGAUUUUGUAAUUGAGGAGACAAAGAAGCAGCGCUCUGAUUCUCAAAUUAUCGAAAAUGACAGUGAUCUCUUUGUAGACUUGGCUGCAAAAGUCAAUCAAGAUAAUAGUCGAAAAAGUCCAAAAUCUUACCUUGAAAUUCUGGCAGAAGUGAGGGAUUAUAAAAGAAGGCGCCAGUCCUAUAGAGCCAAGAAUGUUCACAUAACCAAGAAGUCGUAUACUGAGGUGAUUCGGGAUGUGAUAAACGUGCACAUGGAAGAACUCAGUAAUCAGUGGCAGGAAGAGCAGGAAAGAGCAGAGGAUGAUGGUGAAAAGAAUGAAAGGCGAUCAGUUUCAGUAGAUUCACGGCAGUCUGGUGGAAGCUAUUUGGAUGCUGAGUGUUCACGACAUAGAAGGGAUCGGAGUAGGAGCCCACAUAAACGAAAAAGAAAUAAAGAUAAAGAUAAAAACUGGGAUUCAAGAAGAAGAAAAGAGAGGGAUGGGGAAAAACAUCAUAGUCAUAAAAGAAGAAAGCAAAAAGUAUAAAUGAAGUAUUUGUGCAAGUAUUAAUUAUGCUGAUGCCAUGAUAACAGUAUGCUGAUAAUUUCGUUAUAAUUGCUUUGAGUAGGAGAAUGUGUUUAUAUGAAUUGUUCAGUGCUCAGAUCAUUAUUUUUUAGUAUGUGCUUAUGUCUCAAACCAUGAGUACACUAUUAUGCCCUAUAACUUGUUUUCCUUAUAUUUUAAUAGAUGAUUGCUUCCUAUUAUCAUUUUAUUUUUUUCUUUCUUGAUAAUUUAGCAAAAAAUUCUUUAAUUAAAGUCAAUACUUGAAUUAUAUAAAUAAUACAUGACUACAUUCUCAUUGUAAAAAACUAAACCUUACAGCCCUGACUGGCGUGGCUCAGUUGGCUGAGUGUCAUCCUGAAAAUCAAUAGGUCGCCAGUUCGAUUCCCAGUCAGGGCACAUGCCUGGGUUGUGGGCCAGUCCCUUGUUGGGGUGUGUAUGAGAGACUACCAACUGAUGUUUCUUUCUCUCUCUUUCUCCCUCCCUUACCCUCUCUCUAAAAAUGAAUAAAUAAAAUCUUUAAAAAAAAUUAAACCUUACAGAGAAGGCUAAAGUCCCCUUGGAACACCCGCUGCAAUCUCUGGGGACACCCCAGUGGUAACUACUAUUUACCACUACACUGGUGACUUGCAAUAGGGAAAACCCACCUAAUAUCUGUUAGGAGAGGGAAAGGCCUGGCUAAAUAAAAUACACUAUAGUUAUAUAACAGAUUACUAUAUUGGAUAUAAAAGAAAUAAACAUUAUCUACAUUAACAUGGAUAGAUUUCAUAAAUAUAAUGUUAAGUGAAAAUAGCAAGUUGCAGAAAAAUGUGUACAAGUUAUAUCUUUGUACAAAACAAUACUAUAUGUUUUCAGUGGCUGUAUAUGUAUGUAAAUAUAUUUUUAAAGGUUCAAAAGAACCCAUACCAAAUGCACAAUAGUGAUUUUUUGGGGGGACGGUAUAAUUGGGAUAGAUUAGGGGUGGCAGUGAGGAUUGGGAAGGUGGUCCAAGGAAACUUUAGUUUUAUCCAUAAUACAUUAAUUAUUAAAAAGUAAGGUAUUCAUGUUUUACUUGUUAAAUUGUCAUUUUCUUUUUUAAAAUGCCUUCUUAAAAAUACUGUCAUUUUGUGUUUUUUUGUAAAUUAAAUGUAUUGAGGUACUGUUUACAUAAACCAAAAUGCAUCUAUUUUAAGUGCACAUUUCAUUGACUUUGACCAACUUAUACUGCCUAUAUAACUGUCACCUCAAUGAAGAUAGUGAACAUUUGCAUCAGCCCAAAAAGUUCCCUUAAAACCUUUCCCACAAUCUAUUUCUCUACCCCCAGCUGCAGGCAACCCCAGAUCUGCUUUGUGUUACUGUUGAUGAGAUGUAUCUUUUCUAGAAUUCAUAUAAAUGGAAUAGUACAAUAUACACUCUGCCUUCCUAUAUUCCACAUAUGUUUGCGAUUGGUGCCUGUUGUUGUGUCAGUAGUCUGCUCCUUUUUGUUGCUCAUAGUAUGUUUGGUCACGUGGUAGACCAUUCAGUGAAAUUUUGGCAUUAAAUGUUAAGCAUCUCAUAUCUGAAUAGCAAUAUCUAGAAUAUUGGAAAUCUAGCUUAAAGAUCCCAAACUAGGUUUCAAAUAGAAAUUGAACCUUAAUUUUUUCAGUAUGUAAUUGACAAAGACAGAAAGGUUGACUUGAUUUAGAUCAGAUUGGCUGUUAGGCUUCAGAUAUAGAAAACAGCUGUCAGAUUUAUAAGUUGGAAACAGGUCACUUGCCAAUAUGAAGUCCUACAACUGCCAUUGCACUUAAUUUCCAAAUAUCUAAAAUUCAGCUUUAAAAUUCUUAAAAACAAGGACUUUGCGGUUACCACAGUGUUCAAGUAUAUGAAGUUGCCGCUUUUGUAGGUCAAAAUGAUUUGGAUGAUCUCAACAGUUUCAUGUAGUAUAACUUAAUUUACAAUUUUGUUUUUCUUUAUGAUUUUAAUGAUUUUACUCACUGGGAGAAACAAAAGAGUAAAAUUAAAAGGCAAACUUGGGUUUUUAGUAGAAGAGAAAUCAGUGAAAAGAGGGAGUGGAAUGGUCAGAUUAGGGAAAAAUAGGAUAGUAUGGAAAAAGAUUAUCUAAAAUGUAACCAGAGUUCUUUAAGUCCAAAAUUUUAAGUAUAAUAACUAAUGCAACCCAACCAAUGAAAUAUAGAAUUAGAUCAUAAGAGGUAUUUAUUUGAUCCUUGAAUGUAUUAAUUUUCCAUGUUUAGUAAUUUGUUUUAGACCCCUUCAUCAAUAUAACCCCCAUGCCUAGCAUAUAAUAGUUAAUUUGUUAUUUUAAAUUUUGACAAGAGUUUUACAGACCCUUGUCACCUAAUAUCUAAGUAUUUAUUCAUAAAGUGCUAAUAUUAAUGAUUCUAUAUAACUGCUAUCCAUCUUACCCAUCCACUAAGUCUUAGCUCAGAUGAUAUCUCUGACCUACGUUUCUGAUCUUCUGACUGUAUAUUUUCCCUCUUGAACUCUUUUUAAAAGCACUAAGGAUAGAAGUUGCUAAGCACUUACUAUGUAGCAGACUCUGUUCUGAGCUUUUUAAAUUGUAAAAUAUACAUAAAAUUUAACAUUUUCACCAUUUUUAAAUGUAUAGGUUCAGUGGCAUUAAGUACCUUCAUAUUGUUGUACAACCAUUGCCAUUGUCCAUCUUCAGAAUGCUUUUAUCUUCCCCAACUGCAACUCUGUAGCUAUUAAACAACUCUGUUUACUCCUCCUAGCCCCCUGUAACCACCAUGCUACUUUCUAUCUAUGAAUGUGACUAUUCUAGGUACCGCAUACAAGUGAAAUUACAGAGCAUUUUUUUUUGUGCCUGACUUAUUUUCCUUGGCAUAAUGUUUCCAAGGUGCAUCCAUGUUAUAGCAUGUGUCAGAAUUUCUUUUUUAAAGCUAAAUACUAUUUUAUUAUAUUUGUGUGUGUGUGAAUAUAUCUACAUCUUACAUUUUGUGUAUCUAUUCAUCCAUGGGUGAAACUUCUGUUGCUUCCACUCUUUGGUUAUCAUGAGUAAUGCUGCUGUGAACAUGGGUGUAAAACAUCUGUUUGACUCCCUGAUUUCAGUUCUUUUGAGUGAAUAUCAUAUUUUUCCAUGUAUAAUGUGUACUUUUUUGCUCAAAUUUUUGAGGGAAAAAUAAGGAGGUGCAUUGUACAUUGGUAGUACU
Molecule: messenger RNA, 4208 nt
Organism: Phyllostomus hastatus (greater spear-nosed bat)
Lineage: Eukaryota; Metazoa; Chordata; Mammalia; Chiroptera; Phyllostomidae
Gene: SNRNP48
Product: small nuclear ribonucleoprotein U11/U12 subunit 48
Exons: 9
Coding region: 28-1044 (338 amino acids)
Cellular component (GO): U12-type spliceosomal complex; cytosol; nucleoplasm
Source: RefSeq, a predicted model, not a curated record